Molecule: messenger RNA, 333 nt
Organism: Ipomoea nil (Japanese morning glory)
Lineage: Eukaryota; Viridiplantae; Streptophyta; Magnoliopsida; Solanales; Convolvulaceae
Product: transcription factor bHLH13-like
Exons: 2
Coding region: 1-333 (110 amino acids)
Source: RefSeq, a predicted model, not a curated record
AUGGCUAUGGUGAACUUGUCGUGGAGUGACGAUGACAAAGCCAUGGUGGCGGCGGUGUUGGGGACUAAGGCUUUUUAUUAUUCGAUUUCGGCUCAGUGCUCGUUAAUGGCGGUGAGAAACGAUGAGAAUUUACAGACAAAGCUUUUAGAUCUCGUGGAGCAUCCUAACUUGGGGGGAACUGGUGAUGGGUGUUGCAGGGAGCCCAGUGAAGGAGAGGAGUCUGAAGGUACUCGGAUUCUGAAUCUGCGUCUAGAAGACGAGACCCAGAGGAUGAGGAAUAGGGUUAUCCAGGAGCUGCAUAUGAAGCACCAACCAACUUCUAUAUUCUUGUGA